Monoraphidium neglectum is the source of this 588-nucleotide messenger RNA. RefSeq lists its product as hypothetical. The record is from RefSeq and is a predicted model, not a curated record. The transcript has a single exon. Bases 1 to 588 code for a protein of 195 amino acids. Lineage: Eukaryota; Viridiplantae; Chlorophyta; Chlorophyceae; Sphaeropleales; Selenastraceae.
AUGUGGCUUGCAGCCGCUGCGGCGGCGCAUCACAACCACCACAACAGCUUCCAGUGGUCGACGCCCAUCAAGCAGCAGCAGCAGCAGCAGCAGCAGCAGCAGCAGCAGCAGCCAAUGUCAUCUGCUGAUACGCAGCGUGGCGCAUGCGACCAGUAUGACGGCUGGGCUUGCCAUGCAGCAGGCGCAGCGGAGCCGCCGCCAGCAGCAGAGUCGCCGCCGCCAUCGCCGCAGCCGUCGCUGCGGCAGCAGCUGCAGCGGCCUCAGUCCGGCGCCCGAAAGUCGGUUCGCUUCGCGCCCGGCCCCCUGGACGCGGACUCGGCCGCCCCUGUGGCCGUGACGCCCGACGGCCACCCCGCGGCCGAGUGCCGUGGCGCGGCGCUGGUGCGUCGGCCGGGCGCCGCGGCUGCGGCGUCAUUUGCCCCCAGCCCGCUGACGCCCUCCGACCUGUCGGCCCUUGAAGAUCUGCUUGGGCCGGAGAACGCCCCCUCUCUUGGGCGUCUGCGGCGGCGCCUCGCAUUGACGCCGCAGCGGCCCCCGCGCGUGGUGCUCACGGCGGCGCCGCCGGCGCGCCCGCAGGUGGCUGCAUGA